Messenger RNA from Ruditapes philippinarum (Manila clam), 1553 nucleotides. Its product is annotated as DDB1- and CUL4-associated factor 8-like. The record is from RefSeq and is a predicted model, not a curated record. The transcript is spliced from 6 exons. Lineage: Eukaryota; Metazoa; Mollusca; Bivalvia; Venerida; Veneridae. Gene Ontology annotation, cellular component: Cul4-RING E3 ubiquitin ligase complex; cytoplasm. The annotation marks the transcript as partial. Gene Ontology annotation, molecular function: protein binding.
GUUGGUUACAACAAAAGAGAAUGACAAGAAAGUGUCCAUCUAUUCAAUUCAUUCCAACCCUAUCAAUUCCAACGAGUUCUGUUUGGGUGGUAGAGAUCACUUUGUACGAGUGUAUGAUAAAAGAAAAAUCAAUGAGGAUGUAAACAGCGGCCUGUUGAAGAAGUUUGCACCACACCAUAUUUUGGGUGCAGGAAAUGAUAAUAUUAAGGCAAACGUCACAUGUGCAUGCUACAAUUAUAAUGGUUCAGAGAUACUUGGUACCUACAACGAUGAAGAUAUUUACCUGUUUAAUAACCAAGAACCGGACACGGCUAAAUAUUUACAUAGAUACCGAGGUCACAGAAAUAACCAGACCGUGAAAGGCGUCAACUUCUACGGCCCGGAGAGCGAGUUUAUAGUCAGUGGGAGCGACUGUGGACAUAUUUUCCUGUGGGAUAAGGCCACAGAAAAUAUUGUACAGUUUAUGGAAGGAGACGAGGGCGGAGUUAUAAAUGUUUUGGAACCACACCCGUAUGCUCCGAUUUUAGCAACAAGUGGACUGGAUCAUGAUGUGAAAAUCUGGGCACCUACGGCAGAAAAUCCAACCAAUCUGAAAGGCCUCAAAAAGUUAAUAAAACGUAACUCCAGAGAACGUGAAGAAGAGCGUACAAAUGAUGGAGGAAUGAUUGAUGGUUCUAUGCUGUGGUUUAUUAUGCAUCACUUAAGACGGGGGCGAAGACAGAGAGCUCGCGAAGCUCGUGCCGCUAGAGGAGAACCAUCUCCCGACGUUGAGACGUCAGACACACUCAGCGACGAAGAUCUAUCGACUGAUGACGAGUCUGAAAGUGAAGGGGAAGGCGAACCACGUGAUGCAAUCUCAUGUAACCCAUCGUAAAAAGUUAACAAUAUCGUGUCAAAAUCAAAGUGCACGUUUUCUUCUCCACUUUACGAUAUAUAUUGAUCUGUAUAAAAUCUUAAACUUUUGGGGGAAAACCAUCUUUGCAGAUAUGUUGACCACAUGUGUAUCAGUUUUACUGACAUUUUCAAUAGCAAAUAGAUACAAGAGCCAAUGAAUAUUGCAAAAUAACUAUCAUUAUGUUUAGUCAGAAAAUUUCAUGUUUAACGUUCAUAUUGCAUUGCGCUAACUUUGAAGUGCUUGCUUAAAGAUGAGCUUCAUCUCAUGAAGGAUUGUAUGAUUAAUACAUUAUGGUUGAAUAUUUGAUCACGAUGAUAUAUCUUGCCUGUUUAGUCUAUCACUAUUUUGUGUUUUUGGUUCUGGGUAAAAACUUGAUUCAUCAUCCCGACUGAAUAGUUCUUUCUGCUUAAUUCUUUGAUGGUAUGGACAUGCAAUUAACAUGUAAAUGUUUGUUUUUUGGCUAUGUAGUUUAUUGUUUUAUACUGUGACUGGUAUUGACAUACUUAUAUGUUUAAGGUAUAGAGUUAACAUGUUAUUUAACCAAACAUACUUUGUUUUUGUAUAUAUAAAAUAGAUGAUGUAUAUAAUAUUUUGAUAACAUUUUGAUUCAUGUUACUUAAUUGUAUGUGCACAAGUUAAAAAAAACAGAAUAAAUGAC